AUGUCCAACAACGCAGUUGGAAAUGUCUAUUCUCAGAUUAUCGACGAGGUGAUUAACUCAUCGCGUGUCGACUUCGAGGAGGGAGGAGUUGAUGAGAACGUCCUAGAGGAACUCAAGAAAGGCUGGCAGGAGAAGUUGUCGCAGCUCGAAGUGGCAAGCUUCCCAUGGGACCCCAAGCCUGAAGCCGCUCCUCCUGCCGCCCCCCCUCCGACAACUGCAGUUCCCCCACCUCAAGCUGCCCCCUACUCCCAGGCUCAAUUGAGUCCUCAACCGCCUUUGCCCGGCCUGCCGCUUCCUGUCGCCCCAGCUGAUCAGGCCAGGAACCUUGCUGUUAAGGAAGAGCCCUACAUCAAGCCCGAGCCUGGAUUGCAGAAUGUCGCCUUACCUCCCUCUCAAACAGAUGCUCAAGGCGCCAAUCUUGCUGCCAUUCGCGCUGCGCAGCAUGUCCGUGGCCAGUUCGGCGAGAAGGGCGCAGGCUCCAUCAACGCGAUUCAGUCCUCUGCCACCAACAGGCCUGCUGGCCAGCCUCCCCUCCCGCAGAUGCCUGGCCAGCCUGUACAGCAACAGUACCGACCCAGCCAACCCCAGCAGCCAGGCCAACAACAACGGCCUACGAGCAAUGGCCAACCUGGCUUAAACCCCUCGCAGACUGACGGCGCCAUCGACGACGACUUCGACUUCGAGGGUGUUUUGCUCCAGCGCAAUGCGGACGGCACCCAGCGCGAGCUCGGCCGCGUCGACAUCGAUCGCAUGAUCCACGCGCGAAUUGCUGCCAACGCGAAGAGCAUGGAAGGCGGCGGACUGAUGCUGCCUCUGAAGGAAGCGACAAAACACAAGGCUGCUGCGAACUCGCGUUCCAAGGGCAAGGAACACGGUGUUGCCCCUUACGACGGCUAUGACGAUGAUGAACUGGACGAUGACGCUAUCAACUCGGAUCUUGACGAUCCUGAUGAGGACAAGGAUGAGGAUGAAGUCGAUGACGAGGGCUUAGGCCACAUCAUGCUCUGCAUGUACGACAAGGUUCAGCGCGUCAAGAACAAGUGGAAGUGCAUCCUGAAGGAUGGCGUUCUCACUGUCAACGGCAAGGAAUACGUUUUCCACAAGGCCACUGGAGAGUACGAGUGGUAA
Colletotrichum truncatum is the source of this 1128-nucleotide messenger RNA. RefSeq names its product transcription factor tfiia complex subunit. Gene Ontology annotation, biological process: transcription initiation at RNA polymerase II promoter; transcription by RNA polymerase II. The record is from RefSeq and is a predicted model, not a curated record. Gene Ontology annotation, cellular component: transcription factor TFIIA complex. NCBI's taxonomy places the organism in Eukaryota, Fungi, Ascomycota, Sordariomycetes, Glomerellales, Glomerellaceae.